Owenia fusiformis is the source of this 2213-nucleotide messenger RNA. NCBI's taxonomy places the organism in Eukaryota, Metazoa, Annelida, Polychaeta, Sabellida, Oweniidae. The record is from the annotation of a GenBank genome assembly.
CUCGGCUCGUGGGGACGUAUUUGUUUUUAUUCAUGGGGUUUGAUUUAUAUGCGGUACUCGCCUUUUAUCUGCAACUUCAAAAGUUUUGAGUUGGUUUAUUCGCCUAGCCAUAGAAUCAACACCGAUUUUACCAGAUUCCUUUCAUAUGUGUUUAGUUUUACCUUCAAGAGACUGUAGCUAUGUCAAAGGGAUCUGAUCCACAACGUAUAUGUUAUACGGCUAAGAGAGGAGGCACACGCUCAAUCAUGAAGCUGCGAAUUGACUGGUUACUACUGUGUAGUAUACACUUAUGUUUUGCGCUGAGUCUUGUACACCAUCCAACACACGACAAUACAACGUAUGAAGCUAGCACGGACCCUCAGCAGCCCGCCAACACAAAGCAGAUCAGAUGGUCAGAAAACGUCUUCAGUUAUGUCCACUCGCUCAAUUGCCAAGAUGUUUUCUUUACAACUCAACGACAGUGUGAGAUUAUCACUCAAUUACAACGACAUGAAGUCAACAUUUAUAUGGCAGAUCCUACGGGUAGAGGGGACCUCUUUGCCAUCACGCCCGAUGGUGGAUUGAGCAAGGCUGGUGGGCAUGAUGGGGUCAUUGUGUUUGACCCAUACCCUUCGGCCAAUUUCGGACAUCUCGUUAUCGUAUUUUUCCUUGAUUUGGAUUCAAAUAGGAUGGUUUGCCAAAAUGAAGGAGGAACAUAUAUUGGUAAUGGCGAAUGUUUGACUCUUGCUCUUAAGAAACGUUGCAAGAAUGCUUUAGAGAAACGACGUCGACGAAACUAUGCAAAGCGGUGUGAGAUCAACUUUUUACCACGAGUUUUUCUGGAACAUGAGCGAGAAACAACGGCACAGCGACUCACAUGUCGUUCAAAUAUCCCAGGAUUUGGAGUAUGCCCACAGAUGCGCUCCAUAAAUGAAACUGCUGAUCUGAUAUGCAACCCACUUCGUGAUAAUACGAUACGAUGCGAAACUACACACGAAACAACAAGAACUAGCUGCAGGCCAUUCGAAAUAUGUGACCAGGCAAUGAUAAUAUCAGGUGGAUGGAACCGACAAAUUAGUUUGCCAAGGCACAAAAGAAACAUUUUAAACGUCUAUAAUAUGUUGAGGAAUAAUGGAUUCAGAAAGAAACACGUCAAAGUCUUUUUCGCUAACGGGAUCGAUGGAACUGAAGUGACUGGGGAGGAGAGUCAGGACAUCCACCCUGCAGCCAUGAAGCUGGCAAUGAGGUACCACUUGCAACGAAUGUGUACUUCACUACACUGUGUAGAGUCCCUGGUGCUCUACCUGAACAGCCCAGCCACCGCUGACGGAAGCUCAUUACUUUGGGAUGUGGAUAAAAACGGAAUUGCAAGUGAGAACGAGAGGUAUACGGUUGAGGAAUUGUUAUCAGACCUCACCGAUUGUCAGGCCAGGCAAGUCCAUCUGAUCGUUGACCAGAGCUACUCUGGUAACAUUGCCCAGGAGGUGCAGAAAUCAAAGCACCAUAGGAACGUGAUCGUCUAUGCCAGUGGAAGUGAACAUGAAUAUUCAUGGUUGGAUGAUUAUACACAUUACUGGGUUACAGCAAACCAUACAGAGACAUGUACACAACAAAUCCAUAGAAAGACGAAAUCAUUAGUGCUACGUUCAGAUCCAGAGAUGGUUCAUGGAGGACGAGAUUUUGGAGAGGUCUCGCAGAAAACGAUAUUUGGGGCACCAUGUAAUGUCCGCCUGCCCUUUACACGUUCCGAACUACAUCGUCAAUACUUUGGUUGUCAAAAUCUACCAACAGGACUGUGGAUAAUGAAAUAUAUGGACAAACCUAUUAACAGGCAACAUACGACUAGCGUAACAGUAGCAAGACACGGCAGUAAUUCAGAGCAAUAGUAUAUAGCAGAGCUUGUGUAUAUAUUUUAUUUAAUUGGAAUGAAGUAUUAUUUAUAAGUUUCAAAUGCAGACGAAGUGAAUGUUGUACAAUUUGUAUUGACACUUACAAGACGGGUUAUGGAAUGGUUGUAAAUAUGUAAAUAUUUUUGAAUUAUCGACACAGUUUAUUGUAAAUAAAUACAGACAGAUUUUAAGUAUAAAAUAUAUAUUAUGUACAUAUCAAAUCGAUGUAAUCAACGUUGUCUUUGUUUUAUUCUUUCACCAUUAAUUAUCAACUGUUCAUCAACAACGUUGUCUUUGUUUUAUUGUUGCACCAUUAAUCAUAAAAUAGUCAUCAUCAACGUUGUC